Messenger RNA from Schistocerca serialis cubense, 4013 nucleotides. RefSeq names its product probable cytochrome P450 304a1. Lineage: Eukaryota; Metazoa; Arthropoda; Insecta; Orthoptera; Acrididae. The record is from RefSeq and is a predicted model, not a curated record. Gene Ontology annotation, molecular function: monooxygenase activity; heme binding; iron ion binding. Bases 42 to 1568 code for a protein of 508 amino acids. The transcript has 9 exons.
CACAGCCAGAACCGCUCGCGCUCCGCCGCUGAACGAUCGCCAUGGCUCUGGUCGGCAUACUGCUGGCAGCCCUGGCCGUGGGCCUGCUGCUGUAUCUGCUGUUCGUCACUUUCUCCAGGCCUGACAACUUCCCACCAGGGCCGCCUCCGAUGCCGAUAUGGGGCAACUACGUGCAGAUGCUGCUGUUCAACUACAAGUACCCAUACAAGGUGCUGGACCUGCUGACACGCCUCUACAAGAGCAAAGUGAUCGGCUUCUACUUCGGGGACAUGCCCGCCGUCGCUGCCUGCGACUACGAGUCGGUCAAGGAGGCGCUCAACAACCCGCACCUACAGGGACGCGUCGUCAACAUCGGGCUCGAGCACAGGAUGUUCGGCAAGAAACUAGGCAUCUUCUUCACGGAUGGCCCCCAGUGGCUGGAGCAGCGGCGGUUUUCGCUGAGGAACAUGCGGGACUUCGGGUUCGGCCGUCGCUCUGAGAAGCUGGAGGCCGAGAUGGGGGCGGAGUUGCGAGACCUGGUGGAGUUGAUUCGAGGGGGCCGCGAAGACCAGGCGGUGGUGCGGCCGUCGUCAGGUGCGAGCAGCGUGCUGCUACCGGAGGCGCUGGCGCCAGGCUUCAUCAACGGGCUGCUGUACGUGUACACGGGCGCGCGGCUGCCGCGCUCCGCGGACGCCACGGCUCGCAUGCUGGGGCGUGCGGCGCUGCAGUUCACCAAGGCCAGCGACACCACGGGCGGCUUCCUCACGCUGCACCCCUGGCUGUCGUGGCUGGCGCCGCGCCUCUCCGGCUACCGGGACCACGUCCACAGCUCCGAGAAGAUGCGUCUCUUCCUGGAGCAAUCUAUUGAAGAACACAAGAAGACGUACUCCGACGAAUACAUGCGGGACUUCAUCGACUCAUACCUGCGGGAAAUUGAAGAGCGAGAGAAGAUUGGAGAACCGACAGCAUUUACCUCAGAGCAGCUGUCCCUGAUUCUGCUGGAUUUCUUCUUCCCGGCUGCCUCUGUGCUGUCAGCCACCUUGACAUGGGCACUCAUCUAUGUGGUUCACAACCCAGAAGUGAUGAGGAAGGUGCAGGACGAAUUGGAUGCAGUCGUGGGCCGCGGGAGGCUACCCACACUAGACGAUCGGCGCAACCUACCGUAUACAGAAGCAACAAUAAGGGAGGUGAUGAGAAUUCGAACCGUCACCCCCAUCUCUGUACCCCAUAAGGCCAUGGAAGACACCACCCUCCAGGGUUACACUGUGCCCAAAGGAACUGUUGUGAUAACAUGCUUAAUUAGCAUGCACAUGGAUGGAGAUCUGUGGGGUGAUCCAAACAACUUCAGACCUGAGAGGUUUUUGGAUACUGAUGGAAAACUCAGCAAGAAAGACUUUACCUUGCCAUUUGGGGCUGGUAAACGUCUGUGUGCUGGAGAGACUUUUGCCCGCCAGAAUUUGUUUCUCACGUUCUCGACACUCCUGCAGAACUUUUCAGUAAAGACAGAUGGCAUGCCUCUGCCAGACAGCAACAUUCCAGGCAUCAUCGAGACAGCUCCUGCAUUCUGGGCACGGUUUGUGCCUCGCUGAUAGGACAUAUCACAUUCCCAGGUGGACAUCCACAAUGAAAAUACAGGCAUGAGGCGAUAGGUACAUUUAUUAAUAAUCAGAUUAGGAUACUGGACAAACAUUAGGAAUUAGUAUUACAUUUCAGUACGGUAUAAAAAGCUCUUGCUGAAUGUGAAUAAUUAAGAAGUAAAGGUACAAGCUCGCUAACUCACUGAAACAAACACACACACACACACACACACACACACACACACACACACACACACACACACACACACAAAAUAUCUGUAUAGAUACGUUGUGCUGCAGUUUGGCAGGUAGACUGGUGUGAUGUUUUUGUGUUAGUUUGAGUGUGCAAUAUGAAAAAACAGGCAGGGAGUGUGAGGGAGGAUUGUGGAAGGGUGGCUGAUGGCUCAGAGGGAGGCAGCAAAUGUGCAAGAUUGGAUUGUGGGAGGGAUAGGCAAUAGAUGACUGCGAUAGAAAUCCAACAAACGGUACUGGAACUGGUGACUUUGUGCAGCGUCUGAUGAUGAUGCUGAUGACAUUGUGGGAGGAGUGGACUGGAAGUGGGUGACAGAACAGAGGGAGGGGAAACUGUGUGAGAGUUGUUGUGGUAUAUUGAGGCCGGAGGAUUCUGGGAACAAAAGAUAUAUUGCAAGGAUAACUCCCAUCUACAUUGUUUUGAACUGAAGGGUGCAAUUUUCUUUGUGUCCAAGUCAGUGUCACUGCAUAAUAUUUGCAUCCCAAAAGCAAAGCUACUUAAUUAAACUGUUAUGUGCUCAAUAUGCAUAUUAUAUUUAAAUUCUUAUCUACACAGAGUGUUUCAGAAUUCCCAUUACAGACUUCUAGUGGCUGUAGAGCGGAUGUAGUAGAUAAAACUUCAUAAUGAACCCAUAUCCGAAAAUGUACCAGUUAGAUACAAUAUAAGUUGGAAGACUGUAUCAGUUUUACUUGAUAUGUGUUCCAUGUUAAAAUUUUAUCUACUAACUUCCCUCCACAACCUGUAGAAGCCUGUAAUAGCAAUUGUGAUAAACCAUGUACUUGGUCCUAAAAAUUUAAUAGAUUCUGCUUAUGCUCUUUCCAUAUUUUAUGGCUUAUUUUUAUUUCAUGGCAUUUUGACUCUUGAUACCAAACGUGUUUUUGAGUAGUUCAGAUUUUAUCUGUUAACUGGGACUAUGUUUCUAAGCUAUCAAGUGUAUUAAUGAUGCAGUCCUGGAUUUUUUCUACUUCACAAUUUGAGUUAUACAACAGUAUCAUCUGAAAGCAGAACUGAUGGAAUGUUGAAAACUGUAUCUGUAUGUAGGCAAAAUUCCUUUACUGAAGUAGUUACGCCCAAUAAUUGCUAUGUAUGAACUUAAAUGUUAUGUAAGACAUGAUACAGGUGAUCAUACAGCAGUUAUUAUUUCAUACCAUAUGGGUUGUAACUAACAGAAGCAUUUCUUUUGGGUUAAUAAACUGCAUUGCAUAUGUAUAAGAUAUCUACAUGCAUACCCCACAAGCCACCACAUGGUGCAUGGUGGAGAAUAUCUUGUACCACAGUUAGUCAUUUCCCUUCCUGCUCCACUCGCAAAUAGGGUGAGGGAAAAGCGACUGUUUAUAUGCCUCCACAUGAGCCCUAAUUUCUGGUAUCUUAUCUUAAUGGUCCUUAUGCAAAAUGUAUGUUGGCAGCAGUAGGAUCAUUCCACAGUCAGCUUCAAAUGCCAGUUCUCUAAAUUUUCUCAGUGGUGUUCCUCAAAAAGAACAUCGCCUUUCUUCCAGGGAUUCCCACUUGAGUUCCUGAAGCAUCUCUGUAAUACUUGGAUGUUGAUUAAAUGCAGUGGUAAUAAAUCUAGUAGCCCAUCUGUGAACUGGUUGUGGAGACCCCAAACAAUUGAGCAGUAUUCAAGAAUGUGUCACACUAGUCUUCUACACAUGGUCUCCUUUACAGAUGAACAACACUUUUCUAAAAUUAUCCCCAUAAACCAAAGUUGACAAUUCGCCUUCCAUAUUGCAAUUUUCAGAAAUCCAUCAGGGACAUCUCAGCCCUUCUAUAGCUGCCAAAGCAGGUGAUGUGAUUGUGACGUGAUUGUGAAGUAGACUUGCAGGGUUUUAGUUUGGGGAAUGCCUGCAGAGUGUUUCCAUCCAUCAUGUGGAGUGCCAAGAGUGAAUUACAGAGGAGGUGGUUGUUACAGUAUGGAGGUGUUUUUUAUGGUUGGAGUGUGAUAACCAUAUUCAACUUGAGAAAAUGUUAAAUACAAAAGGUUUUAACACAUUUUACAUUAUUGUUUAUUGUUUACAACAGAGUAGCAGGUUGGAGAUGAUGAUCAUAUCAGCACGACUUUGCUCCAUACACCAGCAUCCUAGGUCUCUGCCAUCUCUAGUUUCAGCUCUUGAUUAAGAAUGGGGAUUGCAGUUCCUCCACAUAGUGUAAUGUUGAAAAAUAAUCCUUAGUUAACUAUGUCAAUAACAAGUUAUUCAAGCGUUUUU